AUGGCGGCCAUCAGUACCUUCUUCCUUCGCCUCCUACUAAUCUCCUUCGUGCCAGCCCUUGUCAUGACAAGCACUGUCUUCGAUGUCGAGUUGGUCCACCGUGACUCACCCAAGUCACCACUGUACAAUAGCUCGAUGACGACCUUCGAUCGCCUGCAGACCGCUGCCCUUCGCUCGGUCAACCGAGCUAGCUACUUGGCCAAGCGUAUCGCCAUGAAGACCUCCACCGUCAUAGAUGUCCGCGUACACUAUGAGGAUUGGGAAUUCUUGAUGGAGUUCAGCAUGGGCACACCAAACCCGCAACAUGUGUGGGGCAUUCUCGACAUCGGCAGCGAUCUAAACUGGGUCAACUGUCAUUGCGAUGAUGAUCAGAUGUGCGUGUACCAUUACUCCUACGCCGAUGGCUCCAACAUCGACGGAAUGUUCUCCUCGGACACCUUCCGUUUCUACUCGUCAGAUACAAAGCAAUUUACAUCCAUUCCAAAUAUGCUAUUCGGUUGCAACUUCCGGUCCUUUGACACCGGCGACAACGACUUCGGUAGCACCAUUGGGCUCUUCUUGGGACGCGGCCAUACCACUGUCACCGGAAAGGUGACUGUCACGUCGCUCAUGACACAAGAUACUGACUAUGCUGUGCAGCUUAAUGCCAUCUCUAUCCCUGGUGCGUUCAACAUUGAUUACCAUACUAGGAGGUCCAAGUUAACGGCCGACAAUAUUAUCUUUGACUCCGGCACUUCCAUGACCACACUGGACACUCAAGUGGUGGAUGAGUUGGUGAUGAAAUUGACGGAUUAUGUUAACUUGCCAACUGUAAAGCCAGAAGGAGAAUUCAAAUUAUGCUUCGAUGUGAACUCGACGGAACAAGAGGAGGAGUUGCCAGGGAUGUUGUUCUCAUUUGCGGGGGAGUUGGGGAACUUCAGUGUGAGCCCUGAAAACUUGUUCACAUGGUUUGGUGCGCAAGUGAAAUGCAUGAUGAUAUUGGGAACGAAUGAUAUACAAAUCUUUGGGAAUAUUAUGCAGAAAGAUGUUUUGGUUGGAUAUGAUCUAGAAAAAAUGGAAUUAACCCUUACAGAGAAAGAGUGUAUCUAG
Zingiber officinale is the source of this 1089-nucleotide messenger RNA. Its product is annotated as probable aspartic protease At2g35615. The transcript is spliced from 3 exons. NCBI's taxonomy places the organism in Eukaryota, Viridiplantae, Streptophyta, Magnoliopsida, Zingiberales, Zingiberaceae. The record is from RefSeq and is a predicted model, not a curated record. The coding region runs from base 1 to 1089 and encodes 362 amino acids. Gene Ontology annotation, cellular component: extracellular region.